GAGAGCAUUGAUCUGCUGAGUGGACUAAAGAUGGGGGAGCAAGGUGGUUGGCUGGAGGCUAACAGAGGAGACUGGGCGGCCAUCUUGGAUUCCCAGAACCAGACUGGUGCAGCCAAGGGCCCAGGGGACAAUGUCACUGAGCAGGACAGGACUAGAGGCAACAUAGUGGAGUCUCCAGUUCACGAGGACCUACUGAUAUCUGAUGUUACUGGCAGGAGAGACUGGACCUAUGAAGCGGCUGGUCACAAACCCUGGCACCAGAUCAGGACCAUGGAUCAGGAACCGUUGCUCUUCCUUUCCGAGUCAGAACCAGGACCCAACCGCAAGGGACAGAGACUCCACUACAUAGAACACAAGCAGUGGACAGAUGGACUAAGCCACCCCAGUCCUGAUGGUCAUCAGAGAGACGGAGCUGAUAGAGAGAGACCCUCCUGUUCCUAUGAUACAAACACCACAGUAUCCAUGAUGAACAGAGCAGGUCACCCUGGGCUUCAGCCUUCACAGAGAGUGGUGGGAGACCCCCUUGGUGGUAGUCUAUCAGCAAAUCUGUCUUCUCCUUCAGGGUCUCAUCUAAUGCCUAGUGACUGGGUUCAUAGGAGACCUGGGUCUAGCCUUCCUCAGUUAACUCAUGGUUACCCCACGAAUACAGACAGGGUCACGAUGGGCGUUCACCACGAGAGGUUCCUAGCCUAUAACACAGCACACAAUACCAACAACACACAAAAUAUGACUAGAGGUCAAGGAGGGAGCUCAAAGACUAACCACCUGAGUGUGGUGGAUCCUGCUUCUACCUCCUCUGGUGUCAAUGCGUCACAAUGUGGGAAGUCGAGCAUUACGACUGACGCUGACAAGCCGUACGCCUGCCCCACAUGUGGAAAACGCUUCGCUCAUGCGUACUAUGUGAAGACGCAUCAAACCGUUCACACCAAGGACAAGCCCUUCAAGUGCAAACUAUGUUACAAGAGCUUCUCCUUCCUGACUAGCCUGAUCAGACAUAGGAGUGUCCACAACGGGGAGAAAUUGUAGCAGUGUGGCUUGAGAUGUACGCAGGGGAUAUCCGGGAACUAUUCUUUAGCUAAAAUAUUAUAGUUAUCAUUUGAAGUGUCUUAGGGUAAUUAACCACAUACCCCUGAUUAAUCCUUUGUUAACUUGUCAUUUGAAACAGGCUUGUGUAAAUCUGUUUUUAGAGAGACUGUAAACCUAGGCUAGUUCAAACACAACUGAAUAGUUACCAUACUUAGUAGACGUAAUAAAGUCAUUAUUUUCAACUC
This is a messenger RNA of Oncorhynchus tshawytscha (Chinook salmon), 1271 nucleotides long. RefSeq names its product zinc finger protein 329-like. The coding region runs from base 31 to 1026 and encodes 331 amino acids. The transcript is spliced from 3 exons. The record is from RefSeq and is a predicted model, not a curated record. NCBI's taxonomy places the organism in Eukaryota, Metazoa, Chordata, Actinopteri, Salmoniformes, Salmonidae. Gene Ontology annotation, biological process: regulation of transcription by RNA polymerase II. Gene Ontology annotation, molecular function: RNA polymerase II cis-regulatory region sequence-specific DNA binding; DNA-binding transcription factor activity, RNA polymerase II-specific.